This is a messenger RNA of Armigeres subalbatus, 2589 nucleotides long. RefSeq lists its product as uncharacterized. The transcript has 7 exons. Bases 12 to 1277 code for a protein of 421 amino acids. The record is from RefSeq and is a predicted model, not a curated record. Lineage: Eukaryota; Metazoa; Arthropoda; Insecta; Diptera; Culicidae.
UAUUCGACAAAAUGGCGUCUGUUGAAAACAAACUACGAGUAUUGCUGGCGGAUUUGGAAAUCACACAACAUUUAUUGCAGAUAUUCGAUGAGUGUGGAAUCGAUUUUCACGAUUUGCUGAGUAUUACGGCCGAUAAAUUCCGUGCAUCGUUGGAACCAACAAAAAUAAAUUGGAAAUAUCCGGUACUGCAACAGUUGGUGUCUUCCUGGAGAACGCGAAACGAAUCUCAAAUUGCUGAUUUUCUGAAAUCCUUGGAGCAACCAUACCGCCUUCGGCUUACCGGUGAGGUGAGCAUCAUUCCGUUUACGUCUACUGCUGUAUCAUCAGACACCACGACCAUCACAACCCAUCAGUUUGCUACGAACGGACCGGCAUGUGAAUUCGAUUCAGACGUUCCAAUUUCCUCAAAUUCAUUUGUCGGGACACCAGCAUUUAUUCCAACGCAAAAUGUAAACAAUACGGACGAUAAUUUUACUACUACUUCAGUCACCGGAAGUUCAACUUCCAUGCCACCAGAGUAUGUACUAACGCCAUCCACUGUUCAUGUAAAAGCUGCAGCAGCUGCUGAUUCCAAGGCUGUCAAAACUACGGACGCAUACUCCCUGAUCAAAACAACUUUACCGCUCCAGACAAGCAACCACUAUGAUGUUAAGAAAGCUGCAGCAUCCGAAGAAAAUGAGCUCCGAAAGCUAACUGAACUCGAAUCGAUAGUCAUUGGUUUACCAGAAUCGUUGGAAAUAACUUACACGAAGCCGGAUGAUCCGCCUGCGGUUGAGUUGAAUACUGCUCCGCCGUUGUUUGCGCCUAUCAACACUACAAGUCAAUACUACUUUGUCGGUGAGCAGAUAUAUAAAGUUGAAGCAAGAAACGAAUCCGACCCGGACUAUACAGCGGCAUCCACUUCAGCUAGAAACGGAAGCGAUUAUACGGCGGUAUCCAUUUCAGCGAGCGGUAGCUCCGAAUGCACAGCACCGGUCUAUGUCGUAAAUUCUCCUGAUAGUGCGAAUGUAACAGAUGGUACUUGUGAUACAAACGAUAGUAUUACAUCCAUUUCUGGAAAUGAGUCUAAUGUGCCCAAUGAAUCUAGCCUUGGCAUUUGCCAGCCGACAGAAGAUGGGAAAAGCUUGAAUGAAGCAGAGCAAUGUCAACAAAAAGUCCUCUUCAAUCAAUUGUACUAUCUAAUGCCAUUGGUUCUUCAAAGACGAUUUCUAACAAUAAUGAUAAUCUACCACACGAGUGCAAUGUGUUUUCAACGAAAACCUUGGAACAGUUGCUGAAACGCUCCGAAGAAGGAAAGGAAAUUUUGCAGUACGGAAUCAAAUCUGAGCUUUCGGAAGCGAAGCAGUUAGAACUCUCUAGUAUUAUCGCCAAACAUCAUUUGAGUACGAGAAGUAAGCUACUAACCGAAGACCUCCGAACAUACGCCUUGGCAGUGACAACUCUAUUCAAGUUUGAGCGAUUGGAAAACUACUUCAUCUCAAGAAGCGGUGAUAGAAAGAACCAUGGCGGAAAAAUAGCCAACAAGAUUGGCAAUUUAAAGCAGAGAAGAAGGAAGCGAGAAACUAAAGAAAACGAAUACCAAGCAACAAAACAGUCUGCUAACGAUUGCCAGCCACCUCGGAACGCAGAAGCAGAGGAAGCAGCUGAAUGGUUGCUGUUGAACACUGAUCCAUGGUCUGUUGUUCUAGAAAGAUGGAAAAUCAGCUACGAAGCACGAAAGGAUGAUUUAUUAUCCCAAAAGCGUAUCACCAGAAUUCUUACGACAUAUCCGCAAUACAGAUGCCCACAUGGUUUCCAACUGAUCGACAUUGAUUUCCAAAAAUGUUUUCCUAAAGCUGAAAACGGAUUAAAGAAACUGCAAUUUUUGGUGCCACUGAUCACGGAAUACAUUUCAAAGAAAGCUGUCGACCCAUCUGCGGUAUCGUUGCUUGAGGGACUGACUACUGAUAACGCAAGUAUUGAUAAGAAAAUUUGCAUACUUUUGCUAGCGCUGAACACUGUGCUUCCACCUAUUGCGGUUGCAUCACGUUUUAAGCCUACCAUACUCGUAGGACAACAGGAUACGCUGAUUUUUGUCGACUCUAAAGACCAAGCCCGAUCGAAAAUACAAGAUGUUUAUCGGAACUAUGAAGAUUUGAAUUUACCAAUUGUACCUAAAUUGAUUGUGGUUGGUAAUAGCUUGGACCAGCUCCAAGGAACAUUUUUGGUCGUGUAUGGUGAUAUUUUCUAUGAGCUCCACUCAGUGUCCAGAUCCAUUGACGUUCUAAUCAAACUUACUGCUGUACUUGGACUUCCUUAUUCGAGAAUUUCGAAAUUGGUGUGGCAUUUCGUCAGUGGAUAUGUAUAUGGCAUAGAGCAGCAAGAAUCCUACGCGUCUAUCAACAAAUUGCAAGUUUAUCUUGACAAUAAAAGGAGCGGACAAUAAAUCCUUAACAUGAAUCAGAUCAGCUGUAUGAUACCUGAAUGUACGAUCCUUUCCUCAACGACGAGCGAGUAUCUAACCCAUCUAAAGGAAUAUCAUCGUGUCCCGUCUAUUCAUCAAUAUAAAUGCACAAUUGCCGGAUGCCAACAAAUUUUUUCUAAAGUGUA